GAAGCAAUCAUUCGUCGGGACUUAUUCACGACGUGCAUGGAGAAUUGAAGCGCAGCCAACCAAGACAGUACUCUUGCAGAUGAACUCCGCCCCGUCAUCCCGCGCCUCCAACGACCUCAACCGUUGGGAUCUUGCGGACAUCCUCAAUCCCUCAUCCGCCAAUCCGCGUAUCGAUACCACGCGUGACCGCAAAAUGUCCCUCGACUUCCCCCACUCCCAACAUGGCAAUGGCAUGUAUGAGCAAGUCGACACUGACCAGGGAUUUAACACCAGUCCAGACGGCUCUCACCAUCACCAUGGCUUUGACGGCUCAGCCGAAGGGCACACCUUUGGGUCCGGAUACCGCACAAACGGCUCCUCGUCGUCCUCGUUGGGCCCGCGAUUCGGCGGCCUCGGCUCCGACAGCAUAUAUCCUCCACCCAGCUUUGCUGACUCGCCAUACACCUCGAACGGUCACUCUUACACCGACAUGGGCUCGUACAACGGCAGCAAGAUGUCGCCUUUGACACCGACUGACCCAGGCGGCCUGCACCACUCCGCUCCCUUUGCAACCAAGGACUUCCACAACUCAAACUAUCCUGAUUUGAGCGGUCCUGAUCGGCGUUUAUCGAAUGUAGGGCCGGGACACUUCUCGACCGAGUUUGGGGACGACUACCCCGCACCGUUCAGUUCUUCCCAUUUCCCAGGGCCUGAACGUAUGGCCCACCGCUUCCCUCCCCCGGACAACCGCUUCCCCCACAGCCAUGGGUCCGACCUGAUGCGCGGGGUUGCUCCGAACGCGACGCACUCCGGCGGGGGCUUCAGGCACGACUCGACAUUCGAAGAGAUGCCCCAUUACAUGUCUGGAUCGGACAUGGGGGGUCCACGUGUCUCUACUACCGUGGAUGACACGCUCAGGCAGAUGCAUUUGCAGCCGCGGUCGGCCGGGUCGUCGAGCGACCUGCACAGCCUCGUCCGUCCUUUCCUUGAGCAAUACGUCCGGACAACCAAUCGGCUGGCUUUCGGGGAGCGCACAGUGAUUGUUAUGUCCAGCAAAGUGGCCCAGAAAUCAUACGGCACGGAAAAACGCUUUCUUUGUCCGCCGCCUACCGCCAUCAUGAUCGGGAAUUCAUGGUGGUCUGAAACGUCCCGUCGCGGGGAAGAGGGGAAACUGUGUCCACCGCGCGUGGUUAUUUCCAUAUCGGGUGAACCAGUUCCUCAAGAAGGCUCAAUCGAAUGGACGGGCUCGUCUGGUAAAACAUUUGAUCCCAACGAACCCCCUUCAGGAACCACCUUCUCCGGCCGAUGUGUCGGCAAACAGCUGUUCAUCUCAGAUGUCGACGAAAAGAAAAAGAAAGUCGAGGCUCUGGUCCAAAUCACAGCCCCGGCAACCGACGACGAGCCAGAUCGCAUCAUCGGCACAUUUCCCAGUCGCCCGAUCAAAGUGAUCAGCAAGCCCAGCAAGAAGCGUCAGAGCGCGAAAAAUCUUGAGCGUGAGUUUGUCGUCGCUAUUUCAAGGGCCAGACCUUAUCCCACGCAGUGUGCAUCAAUCACGGCUCGACGAUCUCACUGUUCCAUCGUCUGCGCUCGCAAACGGUGUCCACCAAGUACCUCUGUGUGUCCGGGUCCAGCUCCUCGUUCAAGGGCUCAGAUGGGGCCCCGCUCGCGGGUCUGGACCAACGUAGUCGGCCAGCGACGCCGUCUUUCAUCGCCAGGACCGCCAGCUGGGAUCCGUUUGUGAUGUACAUUGUCGACGUCAACAAGCCGUCGGGUGGGAUCGACUCGACGCCCCCACCGCCGAUCCAGCCGGACUAUCCAUCCCCUCCUCCCAAUGCCAUUCCCUUCACUGCAAAUGGGUCGCAGAUCCCGAUCUACUACAACCAGACUGUUGUGCUCCAGUGUCUGACCUCUGGCGUGGUCAGCCCCGUCCUGAUCAUCCGCAAGGUCGACCAUCAGACGACGGUGGUCGGCGGAGGACUGCAGGAUGGCGCGAAGGGUGUGGCCGACCACUACUGCGCUCCUGCCGAAGUCUGCGGGGACCCUGUGUCCCAGCUGCAUAAAAUUGCCUUCGAGGUGUACGACAGUGCACGUGCGCUCCCAGAUCCGGGAACCCCCGGGCAUCGGGAGCGUUCUUGUCCUGCAUGGGCGAAAAAGUGAACACGUAUCGUCCGAUGGACGGUCGCCAAUGGGUCGGGGCAAUGAAUACUGGCACCGGAUCGCCGACGCUGCCUGGGUCCCCCAUCGGGGCCAGCGGGAGCAGUUAUUUCCAGGCCGGUGGUAGUGAGCCGACGUCACCUUCUGCUUCACCCGAUUUCCUGUCGAAUGAUGGAGGACGCGUGAAGAAAAAGCGAGGCUCGACAAGUGCUGGUGGUGUCACGAAGACGACUGCCAAAGGCCGCCGUCGUCCCAGCUCGGCUGGAUCGGUCAGCUCGCGGCGGGGGUCGUCGAGCGACUCGGGUGUCUCGUCCGGUGCUCUCUGGCAAGUGGACAUUGGGGAGACCAGUGUGUGGACGAUUGUGGGCACUGAUCAAGUCAGAUACAAUUUCUAUGUGCCCCCGGUUCUUCCUGACGGCCAGGCCAUGAAACCGCUCACACCGUUCCCUUCUCUUGUCAAGUAUCUCCCACCAGAUCGUGCUGCCGAGGCUCCGAAGCACCACUCGGCCGGUCGCUCGGUUCUCACGAAGCCGAAUCCGCAUGCGGCGAAGAUGCUGACGGUUUACGGAGAGAACUUUUCCAAGACUGACCCCGUGUCCGUAUUCUUUGGGGCGGAUCCGUCGUCAUAUGUCGAGGUCCGAUGCAACGAAGUGCUCGGCUGCUUGCCACCCGACACUCCGUCCCAGAAACGCCGGCCGCUCAUCCUUGUCCGCUCAGACGGAGUCGUGUUCCCCUCAAAUGUGUACUAUCCCUGAUGUGUGAAUCUGUUCCUCGUUGUGCCUGCUCGUCUCUGCUGUCCGAUCUAUCGCAUUUACCUUGUUAUCUUACUGUACGCUAUCUGGAGGAGGAUCCUAGACUGUAUUUUUGUACCGCUUCCCGUGUAUAUUAGAUGCUUCAUGAUUGUUCUACUUACUCUAUAUAUACUUUGGGCACGUGUUUUCC
Mycena citricolor is the source of this 3075-nucleotide messenger RNA. The record is from the annotation of a GenBank genome assembly. Lineage: Eukaryota; Fungi; Basidiomycota; Agaricomycetes; Agaricales; Mycenaceae.